GACACACUAUCAACGCAGGAAGUCUCUAGAUGAGGGCAUCACAGCUGAAGUGAAGCACCCAGGCCAGACGAUGGCUGUGGCCUCGCCUCCGCCAGAGCCUGAAGGCCUCCUGAUCGUAAAACUGGAGGAGGACUCGUGGGAGUCAGACUCCAACCCUCAGCAGGAGGCCCACAGCCCUGUCCCUGGCCCUGAGGCUUCCCGCCGCUGUUUCAGGCAGUUCCAGUACCGGGAUGCAGCUGGACCGCACGAGGCCUUCAGCCAGCUCUGGGCUCUCUGCUGUCGUUGGCUCAGGCCCGAGAUCCGCCUCAAAGAGCAGAUCCUGGAACUGCUGGUGCUGGAGCAGUUCCUGUCCAUCCUACCCAGGGAGGUGCAGACCUGGGUGCAGGCACGACACCCUGAGAGCGGGGAGGAGGCGGUGGCCCUGGUGGAGGAUUGGCAGCGAGAGGCCUGGGCUACCGGACGGCAGGGACUGGAGCUGAGCGCUGAAGAGUCCAGGUCCUUCGAAGCAGUCCAAGAGUUCCAGAGGUUCCAGCCGCAGCCAGUGGCUCGCUGCUCCGAGGGACAGCCCCAGAAACCGUGGGUGGAGAGUACAUGUCCUGACCUUUCUAAGAUGCCACCUCAGUCCUUGACAGAGAAUGCUGACCUCACACCCCAAGUCCCCACUGUUCUAAAGACGGAGAGCACUGGAGAUUGGGAGGUGGCAGCCCUGUCCCAGGAAGCCCUGAGCUCCAGUAGAGAAGCCAAGGAGGAGCCCUGCCAGGACCCUGCAGGAGAUGAUCGUGGGAAUGGCAUGUGCCUGGGAGUUCCAGUUUCAAAGCCAUGUGUCACCUUCCAGCAUGAGCGAGGACCAGAGACUUUGCAUCUGAGCCUUAUACAUCCUGGGAAUGGGCGCACUGCAGAUGAUAGCCUGGACAGUGAGCAGGACAAGUCAGCCCAGGCAACAUCCCAGGAGGACUCAAGGGCCUGGGAAGAGCAAUGCCAGUGGGAUGGGGAGGACAUGAAGGUGUCAGGUGUUCACUGGGGCUAUGAGGAGACCAAGACUUUCCUGGCCAUCUUAAGUGAAUCUCCUUUCUCUGAAAAGCUCCGGACCUGUCACCAGAACCGCCAGGUAUAUGGGGCUAUUGCAGAGCAGCUGAGGGCACGGGGCUUCUUGCGGACUCUGGAGCAGUGUCGCUACAGGGUCAAAAACCUUCUACGAAAUUACCGGAAAGCCAAGAACAGUCACCCACCAGGGACCUGCCCCUUCUAUGAGGAGCUAGAGGCCUUGGUGAGCGCUCGGACAGCCAUCGGAAGACCCACGAGUGGGCCAGGAGAGGCUGUGGCACUCCCCAGGCUGGGGGACAGUGACACUGAGAUGGAUGACCAAGAGGAAGGGAGCUGGGAGCCUGAGGAGGCAACGGAAGACUACAGUAGUUCUGGCAUGGCCACCGAGGAAUCUGCUCAGGGGCCCAGGAUUGCAGGGAGCCCAGCUCUGCUCCAGAGCCGCAUUGCAGGUGUGCACUGGGGCUUCGAGGAGACCAAAGCCUUUCUGGCAAUUCUUAGUGAGUCGCCGUUCUCUGAAAAGCUUCGCACCUGUCACCAGAACAGCCAAGUGUAUCGAGCCAUCGCGGAGCGGCUGCGGGCGCUGGGUUUCCUGCGGACGCUGGAGCAGUGCCGCUACAGAUUCAAAAACCUCCUCCGAAGCUACAGGAAAGCCAAGAGCAGCCACCCACCAGGGACCUGCCCCUUCUAUGAGGAGCUGGACUCACUGAUGACGGCUCGGACUGUGAUCAGCGCCAUGGAGGCGGCAGGAGGAGCCGCGGAGCUUCCUGGAUCUGGGCAGAGCGGUCCUGAGGCUGAUGACCUAGAGGCCUGGGGUGAGAUGGAAGAUGAAGAGGAGGUUAAACUCCUGACUCCAGACCCCCAGACUCCAGAUACUGGCUUUGGGGUGAAGCGUGAGGAUGAAGAGCAGAUUUCAGAGCAGGACGUUUUUGGGGAUCGGCCUGGAGCCUUACCAGAAUACAGCACAGAAGCCAUUCGCCAGCCUCCCCACUGUGGGGAGGACCGUGAGAAUGGGGGUGGCGGGGAGUGGAGAAGUUCUGUCCCGUGGGAAGCGUGUUCCUCUGAGGAGGACUUUGAAAAACUUAUCGAUCAUCAAGGCCUGUACCUCACGGAGAAACCCUAUCAAAGUGGCACGUCUGUCAGUCAGAAAUUCCACUUCUUUGCCCACCAACAGCCCCACAUGGGCGAGAAGCCCUACCAGUGUCCUGACUGUGGGAACAGUUUCACUGACCUCUCCAGCCUCAACACCCACCAGAGAACGCAUACUGAAGAGAAGCCCUCCAUAUGCCGGGAGUGUGGGGAAAUCUUCAGUCAGAGCUCACACCUCCUGGAACAUCAGCGGGUCCACUCGGUAGGAGCUCCCGACCAGGCUAACGCGCCUGUGGAGGGUGUUGGCCAAAGUCCGUCUGUUGGUGCUCACUGGAGAAAUUCUACAUGGGAGAUACCCAAAGAGCCUCAGAAUGCCAGCAUGCGCACGGGCUCCAGGGGCCGUCACAGCAGCUCGGGGGAGAAGCUGUAUCAGUGUCCUGAGUGUGGGAGGGGCUUCUCUAAGAGCUCCGCCCUCAUCAGUCACCAGAGAAUCCACACUGGUGAGAAGCCCUACGAAUGCAUGGAGUGUGGGAAGAGCUUCAGCAAGGGCUCCAGCCUGUCCAACCACCAGCGAACUCACACCAGCGUGAAGCUCCAUCAGUGCGCGGACUGCGGCAAGUGCUUCAGCGAGCGUUCCAAGCUCGUCACCCACCAGAGGGUCCACACGGGGGAGAAGCCCUACAGAUGCCUCGACUGCGGGAAGUUCUUCCGAGACCGGUCCAACCUCAUCACUCACCAUAGAAUCCACACGGGAGAGAAGCCGUACAAGUGCCGAGUGUGUGGGAAGUGUUUUAACCAGAGCUCCAGCCUUAUCAUCCACCUGAGAAUUCACACCGGGGAGAAGCCGUACAAGUGCACAGAGUGUGGCAGAGACUUCAACAACAGCUCCCACUUCAGUGCCCACCGCAGAACGCACACAGGAGGGAAGGCAGUGUAGGCCACGCCGCGUCCCAGCAGAGAGCAAUAAUGUACUCUGAUACCUCCCACGUUACUAAAACAUGCCAGAAAGAA
Messenger RNA from Acomys russatus (golden spiny mouse), 3141 nucleotides. RefSeq names its product zinc finger and SCAN domain containing 20 (gene Zscan20). Lineage: Eukaryota; Metazoa; Chordata; Mammalia; Rodentia; Muridae. Gene Ontology annotation, biological process: regulation of transcription by RNA polymerase II. Gene Ontology annotation, molecular function: DNA-binding transcription factor activity, RNA polymerase II-specific; RNA polymerase II cis-regulatory region sequence-specific DNA binding. The transcript is spliced from 7 exons. The record is from RefSeq and is a predicted model, not a curated record. Bases 71 to 3067 code for a protein of 998 amino acids.